GUAGACAUCUUUAUUUGUAGGUGUGGCUUAAUGAGGUAGGCGUGGUUUGUUGCAAGGAAAGAGGAGUGGCUGGUAAUGCCAAAGGUUGUGCUGCUGUUCACUGGAAAAAGGAAAUCAGGGAAGGACUAUGUGGUAUCCAAACUGAAGGAAAUGUUAAAACCAGAAGACUGCAGCAUCAUCAGAUUAUCAGCUCCACUGAAGAAACAAUACUCCAUUGAACAUAAUUUAGAUUAUGAUAGGCUGUUGGACUCUUCUCCUUAUAAGGAAGCUCAUCGUCUCCAGAUGAUCCAAUGGGGAGAGAGGAAAAGGGAGAGUGAUCCGGGGUAUUUCUGUCGCUUAGCAACAGAGGAAGAGGACAAACCGGUUUGGUUGGUUUCAGAUUGUCGGAGACUGAGUGACGUAGAGUAUUUCAAAUCUCAUUGCUCAACUGGCCCCGCCCACCCUUCGUGUGUGUUGGUACGAGUAUCAGCUAGUGAUGAGGUGAGGAGGUCCCGUGGGUGGGGCUGGGUGGGUGGAGUUGAUGAUGGUCCCUCGGAGUGUGCGUUAGAUGAGGUGUCAUGUGACUAUCAUGUGAUUAAUAAUGGAAUAGAUGAACAACUGGACAUGAAACUGAAAGAACUGAAAAAUUUCAUAGAAUAUAAUAAUAACGGUUGAUAUCAAAUGAUUUUAACAAAAUUUAUUAAUGUUUUUAAAUUUUAAUGUAAAAUGGGGGCGUGACUAGCUCUUAGACU
Messenger RNA from Amphimedon queenslandica, 731 nucleotides. Its product is annotated as phosphomevalonate kinase-like. The transcript is spliced from 3 exons. Gene Ontology annotation, biological process: isopentenyl diphosphate biosynthetic process, mevalonate pathway; cholesterol biosynthetic process. Gene Ontology annotation, cellular component: cytoplasm. NCBI's taxonomy places the organism in Eukaryota, Metazoa, Porifera, Demospongiae, Haplosclerida, Niphatidae. Bases 76 to 654 code for a protein of 192 amino acids. Gene Ontology annotation, molecular function: phosphomevalonate kinase activity. The record is from RefSeq and is a predicted model, not a curated record.